ACCCCUAUCCGACGCGCCGUGACGUGCACCGCCGCGUAUCUGUCUGCAUAACACGCCCAUUAUGCCACUGUCUACUGCGAUGUCAGCAGAGCCCAUUAUGCGAUACGGCGUAAACGGAAUACGCGGACGCGGGAGGCCCUAAACAUGGGGGACGCGGGAGGCUCGUCUGGAGUUCGAAGCUCCGAGAAUGGUAAGGGUAGCGAGAGGUAUAAAAGGUUGGCAGUUGGCGAUUGAGGUAUGUAGGACGAUCCCUCUACGGAUCACCCUUUCCUCCCCAUAUUUCACAUUUCGUCGACUACUUGACUCGAAUAUGCCUGGCACUUGGGAAGAAGACUUGAAGGACGUGCAUUUGUUGUACGACUACGACGUCAAGCAGCCAGACGGCUCGACGGAGAAGUGGCGAUACGAGCUCUGGUGCUCGCAUGAGGUAUGUAUGCUUCGAUGCGGAAAGGUCAACUGCGAGAAAGUCCUGACACCCAUGCAGAACCGCGUCACAUACGCCAUCCACGGCGGACCCAUGGCUGGGCGUUACAACUACCAGGAGACGAAGUACCAGUGCAUCCGCCCCGGUGAAUUGUGGCAAAUUAACUGGCUCGAAGAGACGGGCACCAUCGUGUCCAUCGUCUACGACAUCCUCAAGCAACGCAUCACGACGCUCAUCGCGUUCUCGAAGGGCCACUGGGAGCACUCGGUGGAGGCGCACGGCGACAAGCGGAAUCCGGCAGACUUGGAACGCUGGCGGGGCCUGGCGAAGAUUGGAACCCAGACGGACAGGUAUCUGCUCGCUGAGCAGGCGGACAUAGUUAAGAACUUCAAGGGCCCGGGUGACUUGAAGCCUAUUGACCUGAGCUGGCCUACCCUGUAGAGAUGUGAUGGAUGUAGUAGAUCUUGUAUAUUAGCUGUCGUUAUGCGAUCUUGAGAUUGACUUCGAGUUCGUGAGGUGGCGCGGAACGUUGAGA
Schizophyllum commune H4-8 is the source of this 959-nucleotide messenger RNA. RefSeq lists its product as uncharacterized. Gene Ontology annotation, molecular function: carboxy-lyase activity. The record is from RefSeq and is a predicted model, not a curated record. The coding region runs from base 188 to 865 and encodes 225 amino acids. The transcript has 2 exons. NCBI's taxonomy places the organism in Eukaryota, Fungi, Basidiomycota, Agaricomycetes, Agaricales, Schizophyllaceae.